AUGGGAAAGAUGAAUUUGGUAAACAUUAGAGAUGUAUUGACUUCUUACAGUCCUGCUUUAGAUUAUCUCGCUCUUAGCACCGGAGAUGGCCGUAUCAAGAUUUGGGAUACUGUCAAGGGUCAGGUCCAAACAGAGUUUGCUGAUAUUGCAUCUGCAGAAGAGACGAACAUAUAUACCAAGGUUGGGAAAGGUCACCUCUCGGUUGAUUAUACGUGCAUGAAAUGGUUGUCUUUGGAGAAAAAGAAGAAGAGAAAACUUGGAACUUCCAUAUUGGUAUUAGGAACUGGUGGAGGAGAUGUUUUAGCACUUGAUGUGGCUUCUGGUCAGCUGAAAUGGAGAAUAAGUGACUGUCAUCCCGGUGGUGUCAAUGCUGUAUCAUCUUCUACAAAGGCCUCCUGCAUUUACAGCGGCGGUGCAGAUGGGGUGGUUUGUGAAAUUGAUCCCCAUAGUGGAAAUCUGAUCAGAAAGUUCAAAGCUUCAACAAAAGCUGUUUCUUCUCUCUCUGUUUCACCAGAUGGAAAAAUAUUAGCCACUGCAUCUGCUCAGUUGAAGACUUUCAAGUGCUCUGAUCUCAAGAAGAUACAGAAGUUUACUGGUCAUCCUGGAGGUGUGCGUUGUAUGGCUUUUACCGAGGAUGGGAAAUACAUACUCUCGUCUGCAGUUGGUGAAAGAUACGUUGCAGUAUGGAAAACAGAUGGUGCUAAGAAGCAGUCGGCUAGCUGUGUCCUUGCCCUGGAGCAUCCUCCCGUCUUUGUGGAUAGUUGGGGUGAAACAGAGGAGAAAGGGUUGUACGUUUUGGCAAUUUCAGAAAUAGGUGUCUGUUAUUUUUGGUAUGGAUCAAAUGUCGAGGAGCUAUGCAAUGCAAAACCGACAAAAGUCGCACUAGCAACUGAAGAUUCUUCGCUUAAACAUCACAAGGGCUCAUUGCCUAUAAUCUUUGCUGCAAAAUUACAAAGCAUAUUGAAGCCUGGUUCUGCGCAUGCAUUUAUUGCGUCUGGAUUACUGGUGAAACCCACAUUCCAGAAAAUGGUGUUGCAGUUUGGCACCGACUUGUUGUUGAGUGCCUCCAAGAAUGGGAUCCUUCUCCCCAUCACUCAGUCAUUUUCUAAGUCCAAGAAAGAGCAAGGCGUGCAGAAUAGAGUUACAACACUAGACCGAGCACAUGCGGAGGAUGCUUUGCUGCCAAUUGCAAGAGUUGCUGAUCUGCACGAGAAAAAGAGUGUACAAACACACUCAUCUGAUAAAGAUACAGACAUGGUUGACCAAAGCCAAGAGGGUGAGUUUUACUUGAAGUUGACUAUCAGACCUCUCAUUAACACAAUCAUCGUACUAAUGUAUACCGUUUGAUUGUUUUGGCUCUUUUAGUAUAUAUACUCAGAUGCUUCAGUGCAAGAACUGAUGUGGCCUUUUUGUUUUGAAAUUUCAGAUCAUGUAGAAACAUUUAGCAUGGAGGAUAAAUUGAGAUCAUUAGGGAUACUUAAAGGCACAGAUGAACCAAACAACCUUUCCUACGCUUCAGUAAUUGAUGGAAUUGAUCUUGAGGCUUAUCUACCACCAAAGAAGUUAAAGUCGGCUGUUUUGUCAAUGGCACCCUCCACUGCGUUCAAGAACCUAGAAGCUCUGGUUCUUAUGUGGCAGACAAGGGGAUGUGGUGGGAAGCAUCUUCUUCCAUGGAUAUACAGCAUAAUGGUGAAUCAUAGUCAUUACAUCAGGUCCCAAGAACCAAAAAACGAACAGCUGCUUAAUACAUUGCAUAAGAUUACCAAGUCCCGAGGAACAGCUCUUCAACAGUUACUACAGUUAUCUGGGCGCUUACAACUUAUUACAGCCCAGAUCAAUAAAGCUGCAGGGAAUCAGACUCUAGCAACAGGUCAGGAUCAAGAGAUUGAUGAAACUGAGGACGAGGAAGAAGAUGUAGAAGAGCAUAUCUACGGUGAGAAUGAUAAUGAAUCUGAAUUAAGCAGCGACGAUGGAAAGGAUAAAGAUGACACCUUGAUGGAGGAGAUGUAAGCUAAUAAGUGAAAAGAGUAGAGAGAAAGGAGCUUCGCUUCUUCUCACGUUUUUGACUUUCCGAGUUUUGUUGCCUACUAGAAUUCGUAUUUUUGAGCCCAAGAGAUUUACUCAUUUCUCGUUGCACAGAAUGAUGCCAAGUAAACAAAUCGCUUUUUGUCGAGUGAACAAGACUUUUCUUAUAAUUGAAUUGAGAAGCACCCUGAAAGAACGAACCAGAUUUAUUUUAUUUUCAUUUGCUCUCUGCUCCUUACAGAUGAAACAAAACUUUUGUUUAGACACGAGUUUGCAGAAAAUAUGACAGUGGCAUGCAAUGGACCAGUACAAAGAACAUAUAUCAGACACAUAAUGAAUCUGAAGGUCUCUUUAAUACUAAGUGUUACUUAUUAGUGUACCAAAAGGCCUUCAGCCACAUACACAUAGCGUUUACCAUUCUUUUCAUCUCGGCUGAUCUUCUUGGAUCCGGCUCUUCAAUUGCUCUCUCUGUCAGUACAUGCUUUAUGCGACACAUUGAAUGUUCCUUUGGAAUGCGUUCAGGGUUUGCCGCAGAUUCACAUCCCUAAAAAGAAUUCUGCAAAAACAGAGGAAUACCAAAAGGAACCAAAAAACAGAGAUCUUAUAUGUUUCACAUCCGCCAUGGCCACCGCUCUUUUUUUUUUUUUUUUGAAAAGAAUGUUAAAUUAUAUUCUGGCCAAAAAAAAGAACGUUUUUACAUCAGGAGCAGCUUUAGUUUAGAAAGAUCGAAAGAGACAGAGAUUUUAAGAACAGUUUAAUAGUUAGUGAGAGAGACUAUCAGCUUCUAUCAGCUUCGAGUCGCAAACCACUUGGCGAGUGCAUCCUCAUAAGGGGCCUCCGAGAGUUGGACUAUCCCCCAGUCUCCUAUCUCCCACAUGUCAUCGCUUUCCAGCUUGAACUCAAAGAGAAGCUCGCUGGAAGUCACGUCCGGUUUGACUGUGAAUAUGUACAGAUGCUCUGGUAAAGGCGAAUAUAUAGUAUGAGCAUACAUGCCCUUUCUAUACAUAACAUUCAAUCCCGUAGAGUUGUCUUUAUAGCAAGCGUCAUCCUCAUCGUCACCUUUAUAAACCAGCAAGAUGCAAGCCUUAAAUCGCAUGGAUGUAGGAAGAGGCCUUUCAUUCAGCUUAAUAGUCAUUCAGCUUAAUAGUCAAUGGUUUCGCAUUCGCCAUGGCCACCGCUCAAGCUCUCAUCGUGUUCAUCAACACGAAGGGAACUCCGAGAGUUGGACUAUCCCCCAUUCUCCUAUCUCCCACAUGUUAUCGCUUUCCAGCUUAAACUCAAAGAGAUGCUCGCUGGAAAUCACAUCCGGUUUGACUGUGAAUAUGUACAGAUGCUCUGGUAAAGGCGAGAAUAUAGCAUGACCAUACAUGCCAUUUCCAUACGUAAGAUCCACUUCCGUCGAGUUCUCUUUAUAGCAAGCGUCAUCGUCACCUUUAUAAACCAGCAAGAUGCAAGCCUUAAAUCGCAUGGAUGUAGUAAGAGGCCUUUCAUUCAACUUAAUAGUCAAUGGACCCCCACCAGUCUUGUACACCUGGUAAGACCGCACUUGUUCCACUAGUCUUGAUGACGAGGUCUCUCGCCUCUUGAUUCAGUUUGAAGCAGUUGGCAAAGUCGAGCCAAACAUCUGGAUUGUGAAAGGAGCACUCUAUUAUCUCCAGGGACUCGCAAUCUCUUGCAUCUACGAGAGAGAUGGAAUCCGAAAUGGGUGGGAGUGAUACCAACUUUCGGCAUCCCCUGAGCACGAAAAUACUCAGACGAGAGAAUUUCUUGACCCACGGAGGAAACUCUUGUAAUUCCGUAUCGCUCCAGUGCAGAGAUGUGAUUCUUUCAAGAGCAUGAGGGAAUUCCUCGAGGUUUUCAAAGUAUGACAUACUCAACUCCUCAAGACGAGGCCAUGACCUGAUCGAGGGCGGCACUUCAUCUAUUGCAGUUCCUCUGAGGUCGAGAAUUCCAAUGUUUGUGGAGAUCUGAGGAAAACUUUUCAACGUGGAGCAUCCACAGAGAUCAAGUUCAUGCAAAGAUUCCAAGUUGAUGUCGGUGGGAAGAGCCUCUAGCUUACCGCAUCCUGUUAAUACCAACCUCUGCAACUUCUGAAGGUUUCCAAUAGAGAGAGGAAGUUCCACCAGGUUUGAGCAAUUACUAAGAUCCAACUCCUCUAGAUUGGUGGCAUUCCCAAUGGAGGAAGGGAGCUCCAACAGAUUUGGGAAAAUACUCAGAUCCAGUUGUUUGAGAUGAAGGGGGUUCCCAUGGAAGGAGCCUCUACCGAGAUCCAAAGAUCCCAAGUUGAUGUUGGUGGGAAGAGCCUCUAGCUUACUGUAUCCUGUUAAUACCAACCUCCGCAACUUCUGAAGGUUUCCAAUAGAGGGAGGAAGUUCCACCAAAUUUGAGCAAUUACUAAGAUCCAGCUUCUCAAGAUUGGUGGCAUUCCCAAUAUAGGACGGGAGCUCCAACAGAUUUGGGAAACUACUCAGAUUUAGUUCUCGGAGAUUAACGGCAUUCCCGAUAAAGGACGGAAACUCCACAAGACUUGAGCAUCCACCCAUAUCUAAUAUCUUGAUUCUAGUGGCAUUUCUAUCAAAGGACGGGAGUUUGAUGAGACUCGAGCAAUCGUGAAGAUUCAAUUCCUCAAGGUUAGUGGCAGUUGAGAGGUCUGGAAGCUCCUUCAAGUUUACAGAACGACUCAAAUACAUCCACUUUAGACUUGGAAGCGGCUUAACCCCUUCCCACAACUUCUCAAGCUUGCUUUCACACAUGAUUAGUUCGACAAGGAACUCCAAGUUCACAGUAGAAGGCAAACAUGUCAUUGGAAAACGACUCCAAUGUAGCAAUCGGAGUUUACGAGAUAGAUAGUUUAGAGCUCUCGAUACUUGCAAUGUAUUGCCGCCAUAACCACGGAAACUUAAGAAUUGGAGAUUAGACAUUCCUUCAAAGGCCUUCUCACUUAUAUCUAAUUCUUUCCCGAUUCUGUCGUAGUAACCUAUGCCAAUGACACUUUUACUACCCUGAAACACCAGUCAGUACUUCACAAAUCUCUCUUUCAUCGUGCAGGAACUGGCGCUGUCCAGGCUCAUCAAUAGAUUGUUUGCAAACGAUUUCUCUACCUAGUUUUUCUAGCAAACUGUGCAUCUCUACAUGUCUUGAGUCGAUAGAUAUGAGAGAUUUCUCAGCUAAGGCGUUAAGUCUUUGCCUCACUUCCACGAACUUCUUGGCAAGAUACUCUUCAACUUUGUCAAUCUUUCUAUAGUUGAACAAGCAGGCUAUAUGAAGAAAUAAAGAUUUAUCUUCAUCAUCUAAAGCAUCAUAGCUGAACUUCAGAAUGCUUUGAAUAUCAGAGUUUAGGCUACUCUUUAAUCUUGGUAGUGAAUCUGUCCACUCUCGCUUGGACAUUCCUCGAAAGUAGGAACCCAUAACCCUUAGCCCCAAAGGUAGUUUACCAACAAGUCCUGUAACUUCCCGAGCAAGCUCCUCAAAACCAUCUUUAGGGGACUUUUGACGAAAAGCAUACAUGCACAACAUUUGAAGAGCUUCAUCAGUUGAUGGAAACUGCACCUUGUAAAUAUGGCUAAUCCCAUGUGCUCUAAAAAGUCUUCGAUCUUGUGUUGUAACGAUAAUUCGACUCCCAGGACCAAACCACCAAGUCUCUUUCGCCAUCGCAUCUAGUUGUAGUAACUGGUCCACGCCAUCAAGAACGACAAGAACUUUCUUGUCUUUCAACCUAUUUGAGGCAACUCCCAAAUGAGAAACCUCAAUAUCCUUAUGGUUAGUUAUUCGAGACAUAAACUGUUGUUGUAAUUGCAACUUAACGCUGUAGUCAUCGGAACAAGGUCCUGUAUAGUUUGCUUUGAUAUUGUCCAUAAAGACACUCAGUUGAAAUCCGUCAGAGAGUUGGUUGUAUGCGACUCUAGCGAUUGUGGUCUUCCCAAUCCCAGGAGGACCCCAAAUCCCAAUCAUCCUCACCUCAUCUGAGUCUAGGCAUAACAACGGUUUCAUUUUUUCCAAAUGAGCUCUCAUCCCAACGAACCCUUCGAAAUCACUUGAUGGUGUGGUAUUGUUCAAAAGCUACAAGAGUAUAGUGCAAGUGGAAAUCAAAAGAACAAUACCAAUUGCUUGAAUGAUAACCAGCGAUUGUGGCCACUUUUGACAAAGCUUGCCUCCAUCUCUCAGUGUCCUCCUUUCUUCUACGAGCACAAGUUUUUCUAAAGACUUUUCCAAAGUCUCCUUGCAGCUUAUUAACUUCAGACGGAUCCACUUUGUAGAAGAUGGCAAUCACGGUUUGACCCAACUCUUCUCUGCACUUCAUAAUCUCAACCAGCUCCUCAAGACACCAUUUUGAAGAAGCGUAGUUCCUUGAGAGCAAGAUGACUGCGAUCUUAGACCCUUUAAUCGCGCUGAUGAGCUCGGGACCGAUAGAUUCUCCUCUUUUGAUCUCGUUAUCAAUGAAAGGAGUGAUCCCUUUUCUUUGAAACUCCAUUUGAAUGUGACUGAGAAAGUCUCUGCGGACAUCUUCCCCGCGGAAGCUGGGAAAGACAUGAUGUGUCCAGAUGCGAGGAGAAGAAAGUGGAGGAACUGGUGAAGGAGACAAAGAAGAUGAAGGUGAAGAAGAAGAGUCCUUUUCUUCGUUAUCCUCAUGGAAUCUGAGUUUUCUCAAAAGAGCCAAGAGCCCUAUUGCAGCAGCGACGGUGGUAAGGAAAAAAGAAGAAUCCAUUAGUUAGUAGUUAGUAUGAUGGAAAGAGGAAGAGUAUGUGUGGAGGAAGAAAUUAUUAGGCUUUGUAUACAUUGAACACAGAACGUU
Molecule: messenger RNA, 6817 nt
Organism: Thlaspi arvense
Lineage: Eukaryota; Viridiplantae; Streptophyta; Magnoliopsida; Brassicales; Brassicaceae
Source: the annotation of a GenBank genome assembly